AAAGAUUGAAAAACAAGAAUUAUCGAUUCCUCUAUAUUGCCCUUUAUCAAGUACAGUUUAAUCUAAAAUACUAAACACGUUUUUCUAUUGUUGUUCCAUUUGUAAUUUUCUUCAAAUGGCACAAGUUAUUCAGUACCAAAUCAGAACAAUCCGUUGAGUUGUUUACGUUGAACGCGAUAAAACAAUAGUAACGUAAAAUUCUAUUUUUAUAUAACUGGAUCUGCUCGAACAUUAAUAACGCAAAAGUGUCGUAUUUUUGUAAUUAAUACAUUUUUAGGUUUAUUUUGGAAUCAUUUAAAUCGUGUAUAUUUCUAUCGAUUAAAGUGUAGUUUAUAUUAUUAUAAAUGAGUGAGAAACAAAAGGUGUUAAUUUGCGGAGAUGUGGAGGGCCACUUCAAAUUUUUGUUUAACAAAGUUGAAGCCAUCAAUAAGAAGAGCGGACCGUUUGAUUUUCUAUUAUGCGUUGGAAACUUUUUUGGUGAAGAUAAUAUUGAACUCGAGGUGUAUAAAAAUGGCGCAAAAAAUAUCCCGGUUCCAACGUACAUUAUUGGCGCCAAUAGAGAAAUUGAUUUAGAAAAUUAUCCAGACGAGGAUGGUUGUGAGAUAUGUCAAAAUCUUACCUAUCUUGGAAAACGUGGAGUUUAUACUGCCAGUUCAGGGUUGAAAAUAGCUUAUGUUAGCGGUAUGGAAAGCAAUUCAGCUGAAUCAAAGCCCACCUGUUUUAGUGAAAGUGAUGUUAUAUCAAUUAAGAAUUCUUGCUUAAGAGGCCAACCCAGUUUUCGUGGUAUUGAUAUAUUGUUGACUUCUCCUUGGCCUGUUGGUAUAACAAAUUUAGACCCAAAUAAACCAAAUUUUACAUAUCGGGGUUCUAAGUUGAUCGCAUGGUUGGCUGCACAAGUGAAGCCUAGAUAUCAUGUUUCAGCAUUAGAGGGAAUUCAUUAUGAAAGACCACCUUAUAGAAAUCAAAGUCAGCAAGAUGGUAACAUUGAAAUUGCAACAAGAUUUAUAGCACUUGCACCUGUAAUGAAUACUCAGAAAAAGAAAUGGCUGUAUGCAUUAAAUUUGACUCCUGUGGACAGGACACGUUUAUCCGACUUGGUUAUGAAAACUACAGAUGAAACGGAUAGUCCAUAUCCUAAAUCAAUGUUAUUUAAUCAGCCUUCUUCACAAAAAAUAGAACCAAAACGCACACAGUUCUUUUAUGACAUGGAUUCUAAAGAAAUUACAAAAAGAUCAAGGUAUUCAGAUGGACCUGUUAAGAGACCAAAACCAGAAUUUGAUCAAGCAAAAUGCUGGUUUUGUUUAUCAAGCCCUGAAGUUUCUAAGCAUUUAGUAAUAUCUGUUGGAUCAGAGGUUUAUGUUGCCCUUGCUAGAGGUGGAUUAGUCGAAGAUCACUUUUUGGUUCUACCAAUAACACACCACCAGAGUCUUUCUAUCUUGCCAAAAGAGGUAAAAGAAGAAAUGGAUCUAUAUAAAAUUUGUAUAACAAAAUACUAUGCUACUAUGGAUAAAGUACCUGUAUUUUUUGAACGUAAUUACAAAACAUCCCAUUGUCAAUUGCAAGUUAUACCUGUUCAUAAAAACUUAGCACCUGGUCUGAAGGAAAUGUUUGAGGAAAUGGCAGAAUGUAAUAAUUUUAAAAUAAGCGAACUGCCUAUGCAUACAGAUUUGCAACAAAUUGCCAAACCAGGCGUACUAUAUUUUUAUGUGGAAUUGCCAGGUGGAGUGAAACUAUAUCAUAGAAUUAAAAAAGAUUUUCCACUUCAAUUUGGAAGAGAAGUGUUAGCAUCCGAUAGAAUUUUAGAUAUCAAUGACAGAGUUGAUUGGAAGGAUUGUCAGAUGGAUAAAGAAGAGGAAAUCGAACUAGCAAACAGAAUUAGAAAAGAGUUUCAACCGUUUGAUUUAGAUACUUGAAAAUAGAAGCAACAUCAAUGAUUUUAUACUGUAAUAUAUGUAUAUACAUUUACGUACGGACGAUUUUAUGAAAUACACAAAAAAAAGUAAUUUAUUACAGAAUGUAUUAUUAUAAAUACUAUAAUUUACUACGGAAUAAGAAUAAU
Messenger RNA from Hylaeus volcanicus, 2059 nucleotides. Its product is annotated as CWF19-like protein 1. Bases 345 to 1913 code for a protein of 522 amino acids. Gene Ontology annotation, cellular component: post-mRNA release spliceosomal complex. The record is from RefSeq and is a predicted model, not a curated record. Gene Ontology annotation, biological process: mRNA splicing, via spliceosome. Gene Ontology annotation, molecular function: RNA lariat debranching enzyme activator activity. The transcript is spliced from 3 exons. Lineage: Eukaryota; Metazoa; Arthropoda; Insecta; Hymenoptera; Colletidae.